Molecule: messenger RNA, 1719 nt
Organism: Nomia melanderi (Alkali bee)
Lineage: Eukaryota; Metazoa; Arthropoda; Insecta; Hymenoptera; Halictidae
Gene: Lipt1
Product: Lipoyltransferase 1
Biological process (GO): protein lipoylation
Cellular component (GO): mitochondrion; cytoplasm
Molecular function (GO): lipoyltransferase activity
Source: RefSeq, a predicted model, not a curated record
UCUACAGACGAAACUAUUAACCGAAACCAAGGCUGAUUUCGCCACACGUGGAAGCAGUAGCACAAGAAAAGAACGGAUCAUAUAUAUUUCAUAGUCAAAAGACUGAUCUCAUCGAGGUAGAUAUCUUUUCCAGGGAGUACGGUUUUCAUAUCGGUACCUAUUUCGUCCGUUUGACCUUCGUUCGCACGUAAGAGAGAGAGAGAGAGAGAGCAUCAGGAGGAAACACCUGAGAGGGAGAGAAAUUGAAGUUACACAAUCACGGUAAAGAUGAUUCUAAUCAGUAGAGUUCUGUCCGUCGUAGGACGCGGGUGUCGGUAUGGAAACUUCUCGCAGGUGUCAAAGUAUUCGACCGGUUUCGAUGGGAAACAUGGGGAUCUUAACGUGUUAAUAAAAAAGUCAGUAUUCAUAUCGCAAUCCACGGAUGUGUUCACCAAUUUAGCGUUAGAAGAUUGGUUCUACCGGAACUACGAUUUUAACAAUCAUCACCUGUUGCUCCUUUGGCGGAACGAUCCCUGUGUGGUGAUCGGACGACAUCAGAACCCAUGGAUCGAGCAUAAUGCUCAGUUGGCGGAAAAGCGCGGUAUCGCGCUGGCCCGACGGAACAGCGGCGGCGGUACUGUCUAUCAUGACAAGGGUAACCUGAAUCUGACCUUUUUCACACCAAAGAGCCGAUACAAUCGGAAAUACAAUUUGGAGAUAGUGACGCGAGCUCUGUACCGGGAAUGGGGCGUGAAGGCUGACAUUAAUAAACGGGAGGACAUCGUCGUUGACGGCGUGUACAAAGUAUCCUUUAAUGUGUCUGGUACUGCAGCAAAAUUAGGACAACGGAACGCAUAUCAUCACUGCACGCUAUUGGUCGAUGUAAACAAAUCGGCAUUAAACUUAGCGCUCGAAGCAAAAGAGGAUUACAUAGACACUAAUGCCACCGCAUCUGUACGGUCUCCAAUAAAAAAUUUAAUAGAUGUGAACUCACACAUAAGCAUGGAUAAGCUUAUUAAUGCGAUUGGCUGGGAAUAUCUUCGUACGAAGGCACUGGUUUUAGAAGAUGGUGGACAAAAUCAUAUUCAACAACAGAAAGGAUUUCAGUACAUCAAUCCAACUGAGGAUUGGUUUCCAGGACUCAACAAAUUAGUAAACCAGUUCCGUUCUUGGGAAUGGAAUUACGGAAAAUCGCCAAGAUUCUCUGUAACUCGUGUACUGGACCUUGUUGCUCAAGAUGGAAGAAGUCGCCAGUUUAAUCUAACAUUAGAAAUAGAAAGUGGUAUCAUCGACGAAAUUAAAAUGAGACUUCCGGCUGGUUUGGUAUCAAAUGACUUCAACCAAGACGCGAGUGUGAUAACUAAUCUACGUGGUACAAGAUACAACCACGAAGUAACGGAAAAUAUUAUAACCGCCAUUGGGUGUCGGACGGUUACGUUAAGUACGAGUCAAAAAGUAGAUAAAAGUAAUAUGAUUGCUACGCAAUGACCCGACAGCAAUCAUAAUGAUUGUGCCUAAAUUGUUGUAUACUAAACAGAGUUACCAUAUAACAAGCUGUGAGAUUAGUACAGAUUUGUAUAAUAAUACAAUUUUAUUAAAAGGCUUAAUACCGCCGAUUGUUAUAAUGCAUUUAAUAUAUUGUAAUAUAAAUUGUAAUAAGUAUAUUCCACAAAAUAUAUCCCGGUGUUAUAUUGUUACGUUACUCUUAUACGAUGCUUAUAAAUCAUCUGUAUUAAUAAA